This is a messenger RNA of Seriola aureovittata, 2297 nucleotides long. It is a transcript of the gene b3galt6, whose product is annotated as UDP-Gal:betaGal beta 1,3-galactosyltransferase polypeptide 6. Gene Ontology annotation, molecular function: UDP-galactosyltransferase activity. Bases 535 to 1554 code for a protein of 339 amino acids. The record is from RefSeq and is a predicted model, not a curated record. Gene Ontology annotation, biological process: glycosaminoglycan biosynthetic process. Gene Ontology annotation, cellular component: membrane. NCBI's taxonomy places the organism in Eukaryota, Metazoa, Chordata, Actinopteri, Carangiformes, Carangidae. The transcript is spliced from 2 exons.
CAGCUGUUACAUGUAAUCAUGCUGUCGUUUCGCUUCCUGGCAAACACAUCCAAAGUUAGGCGUGGAGUUAAUCUAUUUCCUCUUGUUCAGGUUCUAUGCACUUUUCUACUAAUAAUAACGGCUAUACAAAUUACGCAUUUGGACAAAAUGAUUGUCCACACACAUCUUUAUUAUGUGUUAUUUUGUCCCCCCUCUUUCAGGGGCUUCACUUCCGUUUCCUUUUCGUCACGGCCACAGUGAGCUCCACUAGACAAGAAAUGAAUACAGCGAUACCUGGCUCAGCUCACCCUGCCUACCAUUUAACCUGCUUAUUGUAACCUGCCGGGCCGACGCCGCUAAACCUUGUGGUUUCCAUCUCCGGUUUGGAUCAAUAUGAGCAGUGUGUGUGUGUUUACAGUCAGUGCAGUGAGCUCACUAAGUGCGCAGAGGGUCUUAUCUUGGUAGCUAACGUUAGCUCCGCAAAGCUGCUGUGUGUGGCCCGUUCUGGCUGUAUCUACGGGACAGGUACUUUUCACUCAGCUAAGGCUCAGCACCAUGAAUCUGUUGCGUCUAGUGUGUCGUCACAAGACAGCCCUGGUCAUUGGCACUGUUUGCAGCUUUGCUGUAGUUCUUGUCUUCUUGGCCCGAUGUACCUCAGAAACCUUGAAACAGGCCCAUCCGGAUCCUCCAGGCUUAGCCCCCCAAGCCAAUGCCUUGCAAUCACGUCCAGAGCAGCAUAAUCUUCCUUCCACAUCUAAAGACUUGUCAGCAUUCUUGGUGGUCCUCAUCACAACGGGACCUAAGUACACAGAGAGGAGGAGUAUCAUCCGCAGCACCUGGCUUGCCAAGCGGGACUCAGAUGUUCUGGCCAUGUUUGUGGUAGGAACUCAGGGGCUUUCCAGUGAGGACCUUCAGAACCUUAACACAGAGCAAGGGCGGCACAAAGACCUGCUCUUACUGCCUGAGUUGCGAGAUUCUUAUGAGAACUUAACACUCAAACUGCUCCACAUGUACUCCUGGCUGGACCAGAAUGUGGAGUUCAAGUUCGUCCUCAAAGCAGAUGAUGACACAUUUGCUCGUUUGGACCUCCUUAAAGAGGAGCUGAAGGGGAAAGAGCCCAGCCGGUUGUACUGGGGCUUCUUCUCAGGGAGAGGCCGAGUGAAAACAGCCGGCAAGUGGAGGGAAAGCUCAUGGGAGCUCUGUGACUACUACCUGCCCUAUGCAUUGGGUGGGGGCUACAUCCUCUCAUCCGACCUGGUACGUUAUGUACAUCUGAAUGCAGGUUACUUCAAGACAUGGCAGAGUGAGGAUGUGUCACUGGGUGCCUGGCUGGCACCUGUGGAUGUUCGGCGGACGCAUGACCCACGCUUUGACACAGAGUAUAAAUCGCGUGGUUGCAACAACAAAUAUUUGGUUACACAUAAGCAGAGCUUGGAGGACAUGUUGGAAAAACACCAGACUCUGCAGCGUGACGGCAAGCUCUGCAAGGAGGAAGUCAAGCUGCGACUGUCCUAUGUGUAUGACUGGAGCGUGCCACCCUCACAGUGUUGCCAAAGGAAGGAUGGCAUUCCUUAAUUUUUGUCUUUUUUACAUGGUUGGAAUUGGCUUUUGAUUUUUAUUGUUUGAGUCUGGGAAAUUAAGGAAUAAUGUGUUUUGACCAAUUCUCCAUUGUUACAUGAUUUAAAGCAAUGUAACAGCUACUAGAAAUUAUUGUGAAAGCCUAAAUGUUGUUAAAAAACCUCAUUUAAAAAAAACAAAAAGUGGCAGCUUCACAGAUUGUUUUUUUCCACCCAGACCAGAGGAUCUAGAUGGAAUUUCCACAUAUUUGAAACUGGGUUUUAAUAGUGUCCAUGUGAAAUCAACCAGGUCCGGCAAAUUCUAGUAGUAGUAAAUUAUGAAGUGGUUUUUGAGCUAGAUUUUGCGCAGUUUGGUUUUAUAAAUCUUUAACAGUCUGUAGAGUCUCCAUGUUAAUCUUGUCGAGGUUUGACAUUUUUUUUUCUAUCUAUACCUGGUUUUAUGUGGGUUACGGAAUUAGUCAAGUCACCCUUUUUCUGUUUUCACAAGUAGAAUGGGAUUUUAAACAGUGCUACAGCUUUUAUUGUGAAGUCGAGUACAAAUUUUACAAAUUCAAAUGAUGUACCAUCGCCAACGGAGAAUUGGUUGAGAAAUAUUGUCCUUUCAAUUUCAAAUUAGGAGCCAACUUCCACCUUAUGUCCUUUAUGACCCACAAACUCUUUUGGCCUUGUUUUUUGGACCCAUGAUAAUGUCAGUGCCCUCCUUACCGCCAGUUUACCACAUGGGUGGCCUACUUCUCUCUG